This is a messenger RNA of Oldenlandia corymbosa var. corymbosa, 4270 nucleotides long. The record is from the annotation of a GenBank genome assembly. Lineage: Eukaryota; Viridiplantae; Streptophyta; Magnoliopsida; Gentianales; Rubiaceae.
AUUUUCCCCUGCCCUUUUCCCCCCUCAUCCCAAUCUUCCUAACGGCUAAUUCCUCUCUCUCUCCCCUCUUCAAUUGGAUUCAUCUUCUUCCGCUUUCUUGUCCGACUCAAACCUUCUCUCUCUUUCUCUCUCUAAAUCUCUCUAUCUGUAUCUCUCACUGUUAAUACUUCACUGUGUGUGUGCGUGUUUAUUUCUUGUUUUUUUUGUUUUCUUUUUUUUCUGGAUUCUUGGUUGAAUUCUCGGGAAGAAAUGAAGCACUUUAUGCAACCGAGAAACACUACCUUGAAGGAAAUCUCCAAUGAAUCGCCGUCGUUUUGUCUCGCGCCUAAUUCAUUGCCAAACCCUAGUAAACAGAGGACUCCAAUGGUUACGGCCGGUGGUAAUAGCAGUCGGAAGCGUUCCAAGGAGAACGCGUCGCCGUCGGAGAUGAAUCAAGCUCCGAUGGAUUACACAUCACAAGGCGAAAUAAGGAGACUGGUUCCCUCACCCAUGUCGGCGGCCAAGGUUAAAUCUCCGCUUCCGCCAAGACCGCCGAUUAAGAGGAAGCUGAGCAUGGAGGCCUCUGGAUCGGAGAAAGCGGCCCAUUCAGCUGCCGGAUCUUCUGCGGAUUCCGGAGUGAGAGUUAUAGUACGAAUGAGGCCAUUGAACAGGGAUGAGGAAGAGGGAGAAAUGAUUGUUCAGAAGGUCUCUAAUGAUUCAUUGUCAAUAUCAGGACAUACCUUCACAUUUGACUCUAUAGCUGAUUUCAAGUCAAGACAGAUUGACAUAUUCGAGCUUGUCGGAGCUCCUCUGGUAGAGAAUUGCCUUGCUGGCUUCAAUAGCUCUGUAUUUGCUUAUGGUCAGACAGGUAGCGGAAAAACUUACACUGUAUGGGGUCCUGCAAAAGCAUUAGAAGAAAAUUUAUCGAAUGAUGAACAGGGCCUGACACCUCGUGUUUUCCAGCGUCUUUUUGAAAGAAUCAAUGAGGAACAAACUAAGCAUGCAGACAGACAGCUUGUAUAUCAGUGCCGAUGUUCAUUCCUUGAGAUCUACAAUGAACAAAUUACUGAUUUGUUGGAUCCCAGUCAGAAAAAUCUCCUGCUCAGAGAAGAUGUUAAAACUGGUGUUUAUGUUGAGAAUCUGACGGAGGAAUAUGUAUACACUAUGAAAGAUGUUACACAGCUUUUGAUUAAGGGAUUGUCAAACAGGAGAACUGGCUCCACGAGUAUAAAUGCUGACAGUUCCCGAUCUCAUAGCGUAUUCACUUGUGUUGUUCAAUCACGAUGCAAGAGCAUGUCAGACGGGUUAAACUACUUGAAAACCAGUAGAAUAAAUCUUGUAGAUCUUGCUGGAUCUGAAAGGCAGAAGCUCACAGGUGCAGCAGGGGAUCGCUUGAAAGAAGCAGGGAAUAUUAACCGCUCCCUUUCACAGCUUGGGAAUUUAAUAAACAUUCUUGCGGAGGUUUCUCAAACUGGCAAGCAGAGACACAUCCCCUAUAGAGAUUCCAAAUUGACAUUUUUAUUGCAAGAAUCUCUGGGUGGUAACGCAAAACUUGCAAUGAUUUGUGCCAUCUCUCCAUCACAAAGGUGCAAGAGUGAGACCUUUAGCACGCUUAGAUUUGCUCAACGGGCAAAGGCAAUUAAGAACAAGGCAACUAUUAAUGAAGAAAUGCCUGAUGAUGUGAAUGAGUUGAGGGAAGUGAUUCGGCAGUUGAAGGAUGAGUUACUCCGCAUGAAGUCUAAUUCAAAUCAAGCUGAGGUCAAUGGAACCAAUUCCAAACUUUGGAAUGCCCGAAGAAGUUUGAAUCUCCUUAAAUUCAGCCUCAACCGUCCAAUGACUUUACCACAGAUUGAUGAUGAUAGCGAUGAAGAAAUGGAAAUUGUGCAGCAAGAUGAACCUGUUAGUCUCCAACCAGCAUGCAACAAUGGAGAACCAUUGUGUGAGACAUCUAAAAGUUCAUCCGGAGCAGAACCAGCUCUAGAGGAUACUGAUGUAAACAUGGAAGAAGUAGUUGAGCAAAUCGGCAAAGAUGAAAAUGAGGAGGGGCCUGCUGAAUUUAUCGACCAGAAUUUAGAGAGUGAAGAGCCAAAAAUUCAUGUUCAGGAGGAUAUGUCGAAGCAAGAUACAACAGAGGAUAAAAUGGAAAAGACACCAUCUUCAAACAACCUUGAAGAGGGUGGGAAAACUACUGACCUCAGCCUUGUCCCUUUUGAUAUAUCCCCAAUUCUGAAGUCCCCGCCUCCUAGCACUUCACCAACAGUUACUAACAGCAGUAGAAAAAGUCUCAGAACUUCAACAAUGGUAAGUGCCUCCCAUAAAGAUUUGGGGGAUGACAAAUUGGAACUUGUACAUCCUUGUCUGUCAUUCGCCAAGCCCUCAAAUAGCAUCUGCCUGGAUUUAUCUAGUAAAAGAACUCGAAAUUUGAGAUCAACUCAGCAUUUAGCAGCCAGUCUCCAACGGGGGCUUGAAAUUUUAGAUGGCCAUCACCAGAGUGGAUCCAUCAGGAGGUCUUCCUUCAGAAACUCAUACGCUCUGCACUCUAAAGCAAUCCCAUCAAUUGCAAAAGUUGAUGUUGGCAUUCAGACACUUCCUCCAGAAACUACAUCUUUGAAUGAUCAUUCAUCAAUUUUCUUGUGUAGCAAAUGCAAGAACAGGAAUUCCCAGGAAGCAUCUAAAGAUGAAAAUGAUUGCUCGAAUUUGCAGCUAGUGCCCAUUGAAGAGUCUCUAUGUAGUGACAAGAUCAAGUCUCAAGUUCCCAAAGCUGUUGAAAAAGUAUUGGCCGGAGCUAUACGAAGAGAGAUGGCACUCGAAGAGAUGUGCGCUAAACAAAGUUCUGAGAUCAUGCACCUCAAUCGACUGGUACAGCAAUAUAAGCACGAGAGAGAAUGCAAUGCAAUAAUUAGUCAAACUCGGGAAGAUAAAAUUUUCCGACUUGAGAGCCUGAUGGACGGGAUCCUAUCUACUGAAGAGUUUAAGGACGAAGAACUACUUUCACUGACUCAUGAGCACAAGCUUUUAAAGGAAAAGUACGAAAAUCAUCCGGAGAUUUUGAGAACAAAAAUUGAGCUGAAAAGAGUUCAAGAUGAUCUUCAGCGGUAUCGAAAUUUCUUUGACUUGGGUGAGAGGGAUGUCUUACUGGAAGAGAUUCAAGAUUUGAGAAACCAGCUGCAGUUUUAUGUAGAUUCUUCUCCAAAAUUUUCAAGAAAAAAGGGCCCUUUAUUGCAAUUAACAUAUUCAUGUCAGCCAAGCUUGGCUUCAAAUUUGUGUACAGCUCGAGAGUCAAAUGAGCAGAAUGCUGAACAAAGGUUUGAACAAGAGAGAAUUCAGUGGGCUGAAGCUGAGGGAAAGUGGAUUUCUGUGGUAGAAAACUUGAGGACAGAACUUGAAGCUUCCCAGACACUCUUGCAGAAGGAAAGGCAAGAGUUAGUGUCGGAGAAGAAGUGUUCAGAGGAGCUAAAAGAAGCAAUGCAGUUGGCAAUGGAAGGCCAUGCUCGUAUGCUUGAACAGUAUGCAGAACUUGAAGAAAAGCACAUUGAACUACUGGCUAAACAUCGGAGUUUUCAGGAUGGAGUAGAAGACAUUAAGAAAGCUGCUGCCAGGGCUGGAGUACGGGGUGCUGAAUCAAAGUUCAUUAAUGCUCUUGCUGCGGAAAUAUCAGCCCUAAGGGUUGAUAGGGAAAAAGAAAGAAGGUACUUCAAGGAUGAAAUCAAAGGACUGCAGGCCCAACUAAGGGAUACUGCUGAAGCUGUAGAGGCUGCUGGUGAAUUACUUGUUCGACUUAAAGAGGCUGAAGAAGCAAUUGCUGCUGCUGAGAAUCGAGCCAUAGAGGCGGAGCGAGAAAUGCAGAUGGCUUACAAACUAAAAGAUACAUUGGUGAAUAAACAUGAGGAAGAAAUCCGCCGUUUGAGACAGCUAUGUGGAAAUUCUAAUCCCUCGGAAGAAGUGGGCAAGUUUGGCUGUGAUGAACCCACAGCAGUAUCAGAUGAUAUUGCAGUUACAAGUGAGCAAUGGCGGGAAGAGUUUGCACCUUAUUACGUCACUGAAGAUGGGGAAUCAUCACAUUUAGAGCCAUCUUCUUGGUUUACAGGGUAUGAUCGUUGCAAUAUUUAGGUGUCCUCUUGUAACUCAAUGUUGUAUGUAGUAGUAUUAUAGUUCACUAUAGUUCAAUACACAGCUUUGGAGAGAAUGUUGUUCGCUAUAUGUCUGAUACUAAGUUCACCAAUUGUGAAAGCUCAUACAACUGAUCUAUAGAAGAUGUUUUGUCAGUUCAGUCUUUUGCAGAAACAUCUAC